Molecule: messenger RNA, 1730 nt
Organism: Linum trigynum
Lineage: Eukaryota; Viridiplantae; Streptophyta; Magnoliopsida; Malpighiales; Linaceae
Source: the annotation of a GenBank genome assembly
CUCAAAACUACUGCUCUUUUCACUCUCCAAAACUCCCAACUAGUCAACUCUACAGUCAGCUCAGCUCUCUUAUUAGUCUCCUUAAUCGUCCCAAUAAUUAUUCAUCCACAGAAGACAGAAAAACAAAGCAGCCAUGAGCAACGAAUCCGGCUGUUUCUCCGCCGUCGUGCGCCUGCUUCUCUGCAAAGGCCAUCUCCAAACCCACCCAUCUGAUCCCAUCCCCGACCCAAUCCUCCAUACCAAUCGCUCCUGCUUCAUCCCUCCCAAAGAUCUCUACUUCGAUUGCCAACAUGUUGGCAGCGACGGGACUCGAAUCCCUCCAGCUGCUCCACCGGGGAUAGUGGCAAGGCUGAUGGGUUUGGACUCCCUGCCGCCGGCGACCACUUCCUCAAAUUGGCGGAGAAGCUCCGCCGCCGCCCGUCACUCCGUUAGCAGAAGCAGGUCCGUGAAUUUCGUGGACUACUUGCUACACCUCGACUUGUCAUCGCCGUCACCUUCCUCUAACGCGCAGCACCGUCGGGUCAGAACUUCCGCAUCCUUCAGAGAAGAGAUACUCGCUGCGCAAGAUCACCCCGAUUUCUUCCUACUUUACUUGGAAGAUACUAAUAAAGCAGAGAAACCCAAGGCAAGAAUCGGGUCCAAAGUAACUACAAAAUCCGAGAUCCGUAGUACCAUUUCUGGGCAGUCGAAACAGAGGAGAGAAGAGGGUAGAAUUAGAAGCAAGGGCAAGGAGAUGGAUGAUCAGAAACAAAUUGAACAGAGAAAAAAGACAAAGAAGAAGAGAGUUGCGGCGGUGGCUGGUGGUGCUGCUGAUAAACCAAAACCGAGUGCCAACGCCAGAGGAAACCAAGUUGCAGGUUCAGUUGUUGUUGGCUCUGUUUCUCAGCUCAAGAAGAAGGUGCAGAGCCAUCGGAGGAAAUGCCCGGAGAAACCCAGCGUGAAUCAGAAGGAAGUGAUGGUCGAGUCCAACUUCAUGAAGAAGAUUAAGAAUCAGAAACCAAUUGCAAUAGAUGAUGGAACUGCUAGUUCAAUUCAAACCCCUGCCUCUCGUUUGUCAGGCAAGAAAAGAGGUGCUAAGCAAAGUCGUGAAACGAAAGGUACCCUUUCAAGGCCUAGUUUGCAGAAGAAGGAAGCAGCCGGGCUCGGUGGUGACUACUUGGAGCGUAAGCAACCGUCGGCGGUGAAUCAGGUGGAUACAGCAAGAUAUGUGGCCCAGUUGGUGGAGGAAGAUGUGAAAGGGACGGUCUGGAUUAAGAACCAGAAGAAGAGGAGUAAUGGCGAUGACGUGGAGGAGGUGUAUGAAUGGCUUGAAGAGAUAUUCGUGGAAUUAGGGCAGCAAUUGCUGGAUCUGCUUCUUGGACAAGCCGUUGAACAACUUGUUUGAGUUUUGACUGACUGGGCACGAAGUCAGUUCAUUAGGGACGGUACGGUUAGGGAUAAAUGUGAACGUGAAACCGGUUCUAGCUUGACUUUUGUUUUAGUAGCUGGGCUGGGUGUGCUGUGUGCAUCAGUGCAUGUGCUGCCAGAGACGACAUACGAACCCCAAAAUGGGUGUGGUGUGAAAUUCACGUGGAUAGUUGCAGGUUUUUAUCCGGCCAGGGAGGUGGUUCCAUUUUGAUUGUACAAAGACUCAUGUCAACUCGGAAGGACGACCAACAUUAAUUGUUUUAAUUCACUUUUUUUGUUUCCUUUUUGCUGAACCACACUCUUAUUAAACUAGCAAUGUCAAU